Elgaria multicarinata webbii is the source of this 1788-nucleotide messenger RNA. It is a transcript of the gene SHISAL1, whose product is annotated as shisa like 1. The record is from RefSeq and is a predicted model, not a curated record. The transcript is spliced from 5 exons. The coding region runs from base 55 to 642 and encodes 195 amino acids. Lineage: Eukaryota; Metazoa; Chordata; Lepidosauria; Squamata; Anguidae.
GGGAAGCUGCUCGCCUCUCAGGUAAUUCUCAGACGGAUCAAUGAAAACAAAACGAUGACAAGUUGUGGUCUACAGUCCUUAAAUACACUGAUGGUCGUGUUCUCCUUGCUCUUGUCAGCAGCUCUGUCUGCCCAUUUUCGAGUCUGUGAGCCAUAUACAGACUACAAAGGCCGCUCCCAUGUUGGAUUCCACUGCCCACGUCUUUCCGACAAUAAAUCGUACAUCUUUUGCUGUCACCAUAACAACACGGUGUUUAAAUACUGCUGUAAUGAGACUGAGUUUCAGACUGUUAUGCAGAUGAACCUAACAGGGAAUGGAGAUGGAUACAUGCAUAACAAUUACAGCGCGUUGUUAGGUGUGUGGAUCUAUGGGUUUUUUGUUGUGGUCUUGCUGGUAUUGGACUUUUUGUAUUAUUCCUCAAUGAACUACGAUAUUUGCAAACUAUAUCUAGCAAGAUGGGGAAUCCAGGGGAAAUGGAUGAAACCGGAACCAAGCCGGUGGAUUAAGCCUGCUCAGGACCCAAGACAAGUACAGACUCAGACGCAACCUCAGACUACGCCUCAAACAUCGCAGGCAGUACAUCCAUUAAAAGGAGAAGCUUUAAAUCCACCACUGAUGUCUUUUCCAAGUUCAACUGCCUGAAAAAUAUUUUGAUGUGCCUCAAGAUGGGAGAGGUAAGAUUACAGUCCAAGGAGGUGAGUUUCCUCUGAAGAGGGUGGGGAAAUGACUGAACGAUUAAGGAAAACCUCAAAGGAGAUGGUGAUUAGUCUAGUCACGUGGAGAGAACCACCAGUGUGGCACUUGGCGAUACGAAGAGCUCUCGGUGAGAAAAUGGUACGCAAGCAAUACCUUUGAGAUAGAAAACAUCGGUUGUGAAAGAAGACAAACGAAUUUGAGGGAAUACUUAUUGCAGUGAAAAAUAAGUUGCUCCAAUGGGAAUCCAAGCUGAGAGCGGACAUAUGCCACAGUAUGAACCUUUGGUAGAUAUCCUUACUUUGCGUCCCCCAUCCUUUAAAUUGCCAUUUGAGCCUACUCUUAAGUGUCAAAACAACGAAUGCGGCUUUUUUCCAAAGUUCUCUAGUGAAUAUUGUCACAAUAGGGUAGAUAUAGAUCAGCCAAAACGAUUUUCAUUCUUUUCUUUUUCCUUUUUCUCACACAAGUACGCCCUCUUUUGGAACUGGAAGGAAGGACAGUUAUCAUUUUAGAUUAUGUAAUCUUACCAUUUUUAUACAUGACAAGAUGGCAGGCUUCAAUUUCAUGUUCCUGAGCACACCGAAGUGGCCUCUAUUGCCUGUGCAUAUGGGGAAUUAAAGGGAGAGCACCUCUUCCAUUUUGACCCCAACUGGGGAGAAAACAAAGAAAAUACUUGUGAUAAUAUAAAGCAAUAAAAUAGUUGCCCUCUGUUACAUGAGGCCAUAGUCCAAUUUCCUUAUUGUAAGGUACCAUUUGCCCAUUAACUGGCCUUAAUAAUUACCUCCCCCUCAGGAACUUGAUGACAUCCUUGCAAAGCAGGACAAGAGCAAUUCUCUUGCUUAAGGUUUGUGGCAGUGGGCGACUAUUGUGCAUUCUGAAGCAGCUUGAGGUUUUUCAUGGAAGGGGAGAUGAUUUUGAAGGGAUCGCUCUUCCAAAAUUCCACGAAGAACCACGACUUACGUAGAGCAAAGCACGCAAUGUUGCAAGUUGACAAAUCAAUAUCAGAAAAGCACUCUAUGUUCAGUUAUUGUUAGGUCUCCUCUGGAAAUUCCUUUGUGUCAAUAAAUGCAUCUCACUGUUUGGCUUUUAUGUUGG